UAAAAUUGAGUUAUAUAUGAAAGAUGGUAAUAGUUCUCAUCUCCUACAUAUACAACCUUCUGCAACCAUAGAAAGGUUAGAUGAUACAAUCACUAGUAUGGCUUCAGGAGACUUUGAUGGAGAUUUUCAGAUAGAUGUUCUCAUUACUACCAAGCCAAACUCUGAACCACUCAAUGUGAAUGUAGCUACCAAGGCAUUUGUUUAUUGGGGAAAUAUAACAGCUAUGAAGUAUGGUCCUCCUACAUUGGUAACAGACCAGUUAUCGGACCAGCCCUUAGUCAUGGAUUGUGAUGGAGACAUGAUACCUGAUGUCUUUGGAGCAGACAUGACGGGGAAAAAGAUGUUCUGGAAGACAAUGGUAAACGAGACAAGGAAGUUUGUUGAGCAGCCCCUCUCUGGUCGUGAAGAUCAUCCCUUGAUGGUUCCGAACUCCAAUGCUUUCUUGGACUUGACCGGUAGCUUUGCUGCUGACCUCUUCAUGGUGACCAACGGGUCGUCUGGAGUGACCUUUGAGGUCUGGUCCUACCUAGCUGAUACAGAGGAUGAAGAAAGUACGUACUCAUGGCAGUUCAACAAAGAAUACUCCCCUCCCACCAAACAGCCGAUUGCACACCUAGGAGUGUCGACCUUUGCGGACAUGAAUGCAGACUCCUUCUUAGAUCACAUUCUACCUGUAUGCUUCAAUGAUAUAUGUACCAAAGGAGCCAUCUUUGUUAAAUUCUUAGAACCUAUGGAGACGGAAUGGACGGCCAUGUUCAAUCUUAGCCAGGCGACAUUUGACAAGAAAUCCUGGGGUUUUGUCCCACCAUCAGAGCACCUGACAGACUUCACUGUACUACCCCUGGUUGCAAGGACUGGUGACUACAACCUUGAUACGCUCAAUGAUGUCCUUGUUCUAGUUCAGUCUGGAGACUCAGGUUCUGUUGAGAGACGGAUAAUGCUGCUUCAGAACAUGGGUGAAAGACUUGAGCCAGCUUGGGCUACUGACCCAGCUAAUGAUAUUGUAUCUCCAGUUCUAGCCACUUUCAUUGAUAUACAACGGACAGGCCAGCUCGAUAUUAUAAUUGUGAAUAAAACCGUAGGUGAAAACCAACAUGACAUAUACCUCAUGGAUAAUACACUAGCCAUUGAUGCAUACUUUGUGCAAACAGAAGUUCUGAGUGGACUAUGUAAGUCAGACUGUCCCUUGUCAAGUUCAAACAUUCCGUAUGGAGUAGCCCAGCCAGGUCCCAUGGUCAGGUAUGAUACUACUAGCUCUAUAGGACAACCUCAGAUGACUGGGGGUUCUCAGCUUUCCCAAUCAGCAUACUUCUCCUUGCAGCUCCCAUACGUCCUACUAGGUCUGGGUCAGAAUCCUAACUUUGUAGAUACUCUCAUGGUUGGUGUUCCUGGACCAACAGAUGGAGAAACUAAGAACCCAAGGGUACAUCAAUGGACUUCUGUUAUACCCAAUUCACAGCUGAUUGUAAUCCCUUAUCCAUUAGACAAACCUAACGAUUGGAUAACAAAGAUUCUGAUCAUUCCUGGUCAAUCUGUCCUAUUGACCGGUGUCGUCCUCAUUAGUACUUGUGUUGUCUUAGCAUUAACAGCAGCAUUUCUUCAUCUCAAAGAAAGGAAAGACGAUGAAAAGGAGAAGAGACAAGAAGCACAUCGAUUCCACUUUGAUGCCAUGUGAUCUUAGAUCUUUUCAUAGCUUACACUUAUUUAUUAUAUUACAGUAAAAGUUAUCAUUUAAUGACUACUUCUUAUUCUAAUGAACUCUAACCCGACAGUCUUUAGAUUAGAAAAUGGAAUUUACUGAUUUGAUUAUAACAGAAUUAAAAUUAGUAACGUGGUGCUUUACAUCAUAAAUGAAUCAGCUUGAAAGUGGCAUCUUGUAUUUCAUGCUGUUCAUCUGAAAUGAAUGUGAAAUGUAACUUACAGUCCAUGAUUAGAUGUGGUAGGACUUGGUUUCCUGUAGACUUUGAUUGACACAAGUGUUAUUUUUUCAAAGACCAACAAUGAUUGUAUCUUGCCAUUGUUUUACAUUCUGAAUAUUCCAUCUUAGUAUCCAAGGAUCAUUCAAUUCUCUUGAAUAAAAUCAUAAAUUGGAGAGCAUAUUUCAUAUAUCUUUCAUUUUGUAUUCAUUUAUUUGAUACUACAGUUGUCAUCAUAGUUGUACGCUGUCUAUUUUAGCUUCAUUUGAUUAUUCUAUGCUAUUUAACAGUUGUGACUGACUUGGAAUAAGUGCAGCUCGUUUCUCUCAUAAUACUUCACUAUGCUAUUCUGCGUAGGAAUUUGUAAUGGUUAUCGAUUGUAAUUCUUGAGGUUUAUCUGCAUUGAUCAGACUGCUCUCAGUGCUCUGUAUUCAUGUAUAGAACCCUUGAAAAUGUGAUCGGAUAGUUACUCGAAUUAUAGGAUAUGAAUUCAUUGUUGCUAAUGAAUACUAGGAACAUGCUCUAGUGCAAUAUGUAGUGCACUUUAAAAAGAAAAAAAGUAUUCUUACUGAUAAUUAUAGGUUUUUAUUGAACUUCAAGGUAGAAAGUUCUAGAAAAACAUUAGAUUUAGUUGAGAGAAACUGAUGUCUUCCAUAUGUGCACAAGAUAUUGUAUUUAGGAAAUUAAUGGCGCAUGUUUAUGUUAUUCUAUUUUGAUACAACUUACAUUUUCUGUCAAUGUCUACAUUUAUAGAUGCACUUGGAAAUUGCAUAUAGGUACUGAGUAAUGUAUUCUAAUACUACUGUCUUAGAAUGUUGGUAGAGGGAUACUAUAUGUCUUUGGAUGGUAUGCUUAUGUCUUGUGUAUUUUUUUUUAUAUAUGGUACAUACCACAUUUAUAUUACUUGUAGAUUAUAAAGAAAGUGCAAUGUUAAAAUUUAUGGAAUGCAUUCCUUUAUUCAUGUAUGUUGUCAAAUGAGUAAUGCCUACCGGUAUGCCUAAUGUGGUUUUAUAUAUAGGCCUACUAAAUUAGAACUAAAGUUUUGUAUGGUGAACUGAAUAUCUAGUAUUAAAGCAUGGUUUGAAUAAUUCAUUGUUUAGGCAAUAUGAUUUUGUAUUCUGUAUUGUGAACUAAUUAAAAAUUGGAUGAGAUAGAAACAUUACCAUAUUGAUCCCCUAGUCUAGGGGCAAGUAAAUUGCAUGAUCAGACAACAAUAAAGAAAAAUAUGCAACCACCCAUUUCAGUCUGAGGGUGGGGUAGGGAUUCGUCCAUUUCAUUAUUUAUCUCUGUUGUAAUCAUAUCCACAUGAAAAAGUUGAUAUCUCCAGUUAGAAUGUCUUUCUAUGAAUAUCAAAGAGAAUACAUUUCUAAGUUAUGAUUGAGUAAGUUUGAAGUAUGUGAUGAUGGCCUUGGUGUUUUACAGUUUUUCCUCUGAAAAGGGGCUUAAGGGUGGGGUAAUUGAAGUUCAAACGAUGCCUGUUGAAUUGUAAACAUACUUGACACACUUCUUUGUACAAUGAAGUAUGCAUCUUGGCUCUGUCAAUUAUAUGAUGUUUUGUUUCUAAUAUUUGUUCAUAUUUGUUCAUAAGAAAUAAAUCAAUGACCAGCUAUUGCAAAGCA
Molecule: messenger RNA, 3535 nt
Organism: Lytechinus pictus (painted urchin)
Lineage: Eukaryota; Metazoa; Echinodermata; Echinoidea; Temnopleuroida; Toxopneustidae
Product: T-cell immunomodulatory protein-like
Exons: 15
Coding region: 17-1675 (552 amino acids)
Cellular component (GO): plasma membrane
Source: RefSeq, a predicted model, not a curated record